CAGAUCAUCUUUUAUGAAGACAAGAACUUUCAGGGCCGCUCCUAUGAGUGCAGCUCUGACUGCUCUGACCUGUCCUCAUAUUUUAGCCGUUGCAACUCCAUCCGUGUAGAGAAUGGUAACUGGAUUCUUUACGAGCAGCCUAACUACAAAGGAUAUCAGUACUACCUAAGAAGAGGAGACUAUCCUGAUUUCCAGCAGUGGAUGGGCUUCAAUGACUCCAUCAGAUCCUGCCAUUUAACUACUCAACAUCGUGGUCCUUUCAUCCUUAAAGUUUAUGAGAAGGAAGAUUUCAAAGGUCAGAUGAUGGAGUUCACAGAAGACUGUCAAUGUGUUUAUGAGAAGUUCCGUUAUCAUGAUAUUCACUCCUGCAAUGUCCUUGAUGGUCACUGGAUGUUCUAUGAGGAGGCCAACUACAAGGGACGUCAGUACUACCUGAAACCUGGAGAGUACAGGAGAUUCACUAACUGGGGAGCCAACAGCCCCAGGGUUGGGUCUUUCAGACGUGUCCAACAUCUUUAUUAA
Staurois parvus is the source of this 522-nucleotide messenger RNA. The record is from the annotation of a GenBank genome assembly. Lineage: Eukaryota; Metazoa; Chordata; Amphibia; Anura; Ranidae.